Molecule: messenger RNA, 954 nt
Organism: Hordeum vulgare subsp. vulgare (domesticated barley)
Lineage: Eukaryota; Viridiplantae; Streptophyta; Magnoliopsida; Poales; Poaceae
Exons: 3
Coding region: 274-858 (194 amino acids)
Source: RefSeq, a predicted model, not a curated record
CUUCCACAGUUCCACUUUCCCCUCCUGCCGCCGCCUACACCCAUUUCAUUCGUGUGCCUGCCGUUGCCCCUCCCCACUUCCCGCCGGUAAUAGAACCCUUGAGCCACCUCAGCGGCGGCGACGGCGUCCCACCAACCCGCCGCCGGUCGACCUGGUGCUGCAUUGCAGCUCUGCGAGAGAGAGAGAGGAUUUGGGGAACCUGUCUCCAUUGUCGUACCCAGGAGAGCCGCCGCGCCGCGUUUGAGCUCUUUCUAGGAGGGUUGGGGGGUUCGGAUGGGGCCGGCUCGCGAUGUGGUGGACAUCAGCUCCGACGAGGAGGAGGGCUUCCGCAGGCUUUCCGCCGACCCGCUCGGGUGGGUCUCCAAACUUUUCGACCGCGUCGUGGCCAUCGGCGACUCGCCCGAGCCACCUCAGAAGAAGGACGGAUCCGACGGCGUCGGCGAGGCUGAGGCAGCAGAUCAAGACUGCGUGGUCCUCGACGGCGACCCCGACAGGCCUGUCGCCGUUGCGGGUGAGAUGGGGGCUGCCUCGGAUGAGCCGGAGAUUGUCGCGGUGAAAGGCCAGAUAGCAUGCAGGGACUUCCCUCACGCACGACAUUCAUGUUCUGAAUUUCCCUUCAGCACUACUUUACACGUAAAGCAUUGCAGCAAGUGUUACUGUUUUGUCUGUGAUGCUCCAGCUCCAUGCAACAAUUGGGAUAAAGGUCUCUCGAAUGAUGAUCAUUGCCAUGCUACGGACAAGGAAACAAAGUGGAAAACUCUGAGGAAACUGUUAAAGUUAAACAAUCUGGCAGCAUCUCAUUCAGAAAGGCACUCGAAUGCUCUGUACCCAACAACGUCGUCACUGGAACGACAGUAGGAGUGCACAUCGGAGGACGACGAUGGGGAGUAUUUCGAGCCGGAGGAGGAGGCCACGGUGUAUGUCGGGAACCUACCCUAUUACACUGAUAGUGAG